AUGGCCGCUAGCCUGAGGAGGCCCUCCUUCACCUUCUGCUCUUCCUCCUCGACCGAAGCCGACGACGAGGGCGACGUGCAGCGCGGCGUGACGACAGCCUUGACGCGUCCGGAGAAGCGCGGCUUCUCCCUCCUUUCCAGGUUUGCGGUGAGCAUCGGCUACUGGGACGACCCCUACAUCCAGCAUUUCGUGAGGCUCUCUAAAGAGAGGAAGGCCCCUGAGAUUAACAGAGGUUAUUUUGCUCGAGUCUACGGCAUCGGUCAGCUUAUAAAGGCAUUUUUGCGGAAAACAGAAUGCCACUGCCAGAUCAUAAACCUCGGGGCUGGGAUGGACACCACCUUCUGGAUAUUAAAGGAUCAAGACCUUCUCCCAAGCAAAUAUUUUGAAGUCGACUUUCCAAUGAUAGUCACCAGAAAGCUGCACACCAUCAAGUUGAAGCCGCCACUGUCGCAGCCCAUCUUAGAGCUGCACUGCGAGGACACCCUGCAGAUGGAUGGACACUUGUUGGAUUCAAAGAGAUACGCCAUUAUUGGAGCCGACCUUCGAGAUAUACCUGAACUGGAAGAGAAACUAAAGAAAUGUAACAUGAAUACACAGUUGCCAACACUCCUGGUGACUGAAUGUGUGCUGGUCUACAUGACUCCGGAGCAGUCUGCAAACCUGAUCAAGUGGGCAGCCAGCAGUUUUGUGACGGCCAUGUUUGUGAACUACGAACAGGUGAACAUGGAAGACCGGUUUGGGCAGAUCAUGGUGGAGAACCUGCGGAGGCGGCAGUGCGACCUGGCCGGGGUGGAGAUUUGCAAGUCCCUGGAGUCGCAGAAGCAACGGCUCCUGUCCAACGGGUGGGAGACCGUGUCGGCCGUGAACAUGAUGGAGCUGUACAGCCGGCUGCCGCGGACGGAGGUCAGCAGGAUAGAGUCCCUCGAGUUCCUGGACGAACUGGAGCUCCUGGAGCAGCUCAUGCAGCACUACUGCCUCUGCUGGGCGACCAAAGGCGGAAGCCAGCUCGGUUUGAAGGACAUCACUUGCUAACCUGCCCAGGCCCGUGGUACCAGAACCCGAGCUACCAGCUGCCCGGAGCCGACACGCAAUGCCAGCCUCCUGGGCGCAGCCCGGGCCUCGUCUGCCGGUCAAGCCCACCCCAACUCGGAGCCUGCGGCCGGGGCUGCCGCGGCACUUCCCGCUCCUGUUGACCUGUCCUUUAAAUAAACCUCAGUUGGCAGUUA
This is a messenger RNA of Pteropus alecto (black flying fox), 1226 nucleotides long. RefSeq names its product leucine carboxyl methyltransferase 1 (gene LCMT1). Gene Ontology annotation, molecular function: protein C-terminal leucine carboxyl O-methyltransferase activity. Gene Ontology annotation, cellular component: cytosol. Gene Ontology annotation, biological process: C-terminal protein methylation. Bases 1 to 1032 code for a protein of 343 amino acids. The transcript has 12 exons. The record is from RefSeq and is a predicted model, not a curated record. Lineage: Eukaryota; Metazoa; Chordata; Mammalia; Chiroptera; Pteropodidae.